AUGGUGUCCGCAUCCCCAAUUGUGAAUGAUGCCGUUGUGGACUACGCGGGCCUGGGCCAUCAGCAGGCCCAGCCAGAGGCACGCACCUCCCGCAAGUGGUACUUCCUUGGUGCCGGCCUGGCUCUUCUCGGCGUCGCCGGGGUCGUGGCCAAGGCAACGAGCUCCGGUGACGCUCUGUUUUCCUCGAAAUCCGGACUGAAAGGUACCAUCCAGGCCGCAGAGACCUGGGAGGAGCUGCCGGGUAUUGACAAGGUCAUUCGCAAGGCUCAGAGCUUGAAGCAGGACAAGCCGAUGCGCAAUCUGCAGGAUCUCUUCUAUGACUCCCAACCUGAGGAGCUGCCUUGGAUCCGCACGGAGUGCGUCAUUGACACCGUGCAGGCAGCCGCCUACCUUGGCCAGGCUGUCGUGUUCCUCUACAAGGCCAUUGACUACGAUGGCCUUGAGUGCCCGAACAACUCUCCUGUUGGAUGCGCCGCCAGCGUCGCCGGCUUCAUCACGUCCAUCAGCUGGAUCGCCUCGUACCUCUCCUUUGCGGCGAACGCCUGUGGCCAGGCUGUCAACAACGGUGCGUUGUGUGCUGGCGAUUUCACAGCUCUCAUGGCCAACUUCGGCGAGAUCGCCACCGUGGGUGCCGCUGCCAGGGCGGACUGCGACUUCGGCAAGAAUGCCCUCCAGAUCCUCACGCGCACG
Molecule: messenger RNA, 690 nt
Organism: Symbiodinium necroappetens
Lineage: Eukaryota; Dinophyceae; Suessiales; Symbiodiniaceae
Source: the annotation of a GenBank genome assembly